Molecule: messenger RNA, 1002 nt
Organism: Argentina anserina (silverweed cinquefoil)
Lineage: Eukaryota; Viridiplantae; Streptophyta; Magnoliopsida; Rosales; Rosaceae
Product: protein RER1A-like
Exons: 4
Coding region: 139-723 (194 amino acids)
Biological process (GO): protein retention in ER lumen; retrograde vesicle-mediated transport, Golgi to endoplasmic reticulum
Cellular component (GO): Golgi membrane
Source: RefSeq, a predicted model, not a curated record
AAAAAAUUUAAAAGAAGAAAAGCCACACAGAUCUUCACGCUUUCGGUCUCCCUCAGCACCUCCCCCUCUGAUCGGAUAUUUCCCCGUCGCUCUCUUCAGCUUUGCAGUCGUCUCAGAUUGUGAAGCUUGAAGAUCUGAAUGGAGGGAGUUGGGGCCGAAAGCGCCUCGGCGGCGUCGCCUGUGAACAAGUGGAUAUAUGAUGUGUCGAGGCUCUAUCAGUACUACCUGGACAAGACGACUCCGCUUUCGGUCUACAGAUGGAUUGGGACUUUUGCUCUUGUGGUGAUUUACGCCAUGCGGGUUUACUAUCUUCAGGGGUUCUACAUUGUUUCAUAUGGUCUCGGGAUUUACGUUCUGAAUCUUCUGAUUGGAUUUUUGUCUCCAUUGGCUGAUCCGGAGAUGGGAGCAGGUUCGGAUGGGCCGUUGCUUCCGACAAAGGGUUCUGAUGAGUUCAAGCCUUUCAUUCGCCGACUUCCUGAGUUCAAGUUCUGGUACUCCUUCACAAAGGCUUUCUGCAUUGGUUUUGUCAUGACCUUCUUCUCUGCAUUUGAUGUGCCUGUCUUUUGGCCAAUACUACUCUGUUACUGGAUUGUUCUUUUUGUCCUGACAAUGAGGCGCCAAAUUGCACACAUGAUCAAGUACAAGUAUGUUCCAUUCAACCUUGGGAAGCAGAAAUACGGCAGCAAAAAACCAUCUGCAGGUAGCAGUGGCAGGAAUGAUUGAAGCACAACUGUUGCGUAACUAGAGCAUAUAUCAGUGACUGAUGUGGAGUCGUAGAAGAAAAAUUAGGCAUUGUGAAGAUUCAUGAUAGUAGAAUUUUUCGGUUCGGGGAAGAACAUUCAUGUAUGGAUUUCGUUAUGCCUUCACAUACCUAGGGUUGGAUUAUGUGUGGCCUUCUAUCGAUAAACGCAUUAAAUUCAGCUAAAUUUUGAGAUGUCUUCCAACGUAUAUCUGCAUGGAAUACUUCACUCUCCUGAAUCUAUUCAUGGAAAAUUUCUUGCA